GCAACACUGUAGGAUCGAUGGCCUUGAAGGUGUCCGAGACGCAUAUCGUCUCUUUUCCUCUUGUUAUCUUUAUUCAGUGUGCGCUUGUGCACGUGUUCGUACCCCAGGUGCACACCUCAUUUAUUGGUAGUGUGCCUGUGUUCGUGUGUUAUAAAGAUGCGUAAGUUACGCCAUGUGUUACAAGAGAAGCAAAGAAUGUUGCGACCCCCAGGAGUGACGAGAGUCUCGGACUGUCAGUAACGGGUGACACAGCGCGCCCAAACAAACCAGCGGAAUUGCUCGUACUAAUUUUCAAGUUUUAAUGGCUAAUACACGUUACUAGAAGUUGAUUUCGACACGGCGUCCACAGAGCAAGCCUUAAACAGGAGAGGAGAGCGCCAAAUAGUAUAACAAAUUGCUGCUCUGGUGUCACUGAGAGGACUGCUUGCCACAUACUACUCCUGAGAUCACUCAGCUAACUGAUUCCAAUAGAUGGUUUAACCCAGGCUGCUCCAUGAACAAUAGAAACCAUCAGGGGGGUGUCACAUGUCCAUGGUGACACUCCCCUGGAUUUUCUACAAUAAGAGGGCUUCUGUGUACUCCAUUUCCAAGUGAUAAUACAAGUCAUAUUUAGAAUAUUCUUAAACAAUGGACAACACAAAGGUUAUGCCUGGCACUUCUGCAGGAGGAGGAGGAGGAGGAGGAGGAGGAGGAGGAGGACCUUCUGCUAUAAGUGUUGUUGUCACAACUGUUAAAACUCCUACCUCCAUAACUGCUUCGGAAUCCACCGCCAGUUGUGAUACUGCUAGACGGCGGGUCUCUCCGAUCAAACUAGUGGGUGUAGGGGGUCUAGAACGUCAGAAUUAUUGCUGUGGUCAUUGGUUUCCUUCAUCAAAGAGCUACCACCGUCAUCUAGCUGAAAAAGCCCUCGUAGAUCUUACUCACGAAAUGAGACUAAUAGAGUUGGGGAUGUUGAGGUGUUCACAUUGCUCAAUUUGGGUACAUGUAGACAGCAUGAAUGGUCACUUAAGAAAGAGUCAUGGCAUUAUUAAAGUCAAUAAAACUUCCUCCAAAUUUAUAAAUAGUGGAGUAAAUGAAAUUUCUGGAAUAAAUAGGGACACACUAAAAUCAGGAACCAAUUUUGUGAUAAAAGUUAGUGGAAAGUCUGCUGUCAAGUCUUCAAAUGGAGACAUUUCCUGUUCUAAUGCAAGCAGUAUUGCAAAUUCCAGUACAGUGAGGUUGGUUACAACAUCUAGUGGUAGCCUGUACCACAAAGUACACCAACUUCAACACUCUGGUGCCAGUGGUAUGAGUAAUGUUAUAGUGCAGAAAUCUCUUCAAAGCCAAUUACCAAUGAUCACCAGGGGACCACGAAUUGUUAUGAAACCAUUGGAAAGAAGAAAUGUUAUACCUGUAAGCAGUUCAAGCAAGGUGCUUACUCUUCCUGAGUGUUCCCAAACAAUACCAGCAGCAAGAAAUGUAAAUGGCAUAACUACUGUGCAGAUUAGUGGAGGAAGUAUAGUACCUUCUAGUAGCACAAGCAACAAUAAACUGCAAACCAGUAUUGUUAAACCACAAGAAAACAUAUUAAAUGUCAAUGGACAGAGCUUCAAGCUAAUAAAAAAGAUAGCUACUGUUAAGUCAAAAAUUAAAACAUCUGAUUCUCAGCCUGCAGUUACCAGACCAACCAAUGAGUUACCAGUAAGUACGAAAGCCAGAGAUAAGGGAAGAUCAUCAAUUGGAGAAACGCUAGCACUAAAAUCUUCACAGGUCCGAAAAAGUCGCAAACAGGUACUGAAGCCCAGUGUAUCUGAUGUGACCUAUACUUCAGAAGCUUCAUCUCUGUCUAUUAAUGGGAAGAUGAAGAAACGAGGAAAAAAGAAUUCAGAUGAACCAGAAUUAUUAAAUGCUGAAAAAUCUCGUAGUGAAAGUUCUAUAAAUCACAGAGGAUGCCGAAGAAGAGUAAAAGAAACCGUCGAUUCAGAAAAUUAUACUCCUAAGAUAACCAGACAGACCUCAAAAGGUCUUAAAGGAGGGUGGAAGAAAAGAAAGAGGGGACCAGGUCGACCUCGAAAAGUACAUCUAGAUGAAACCCCUGACCUUUCUGAGUUAGAGUCUCUUUUUGAUGAUGGUAAUAAGGAAGACUUAGAAAAUGAACCUAUUUUAAUGACCAAGGAGGAAGAUAAUGUCCCUACUGUUGAGCUUGAUCUUUUUACUCUUCCCUCUCUCAAUGAACAGGUGUCUGUAUUACUAACUGAACCACAGAACCCCAAUUUUAAGGUAUAUGCGAGUAUGGAUGCCAUCUUUGUUGGGGAUUCUGCGCUAGGAGAUGUUACAAACCAAAUAGGUUAUGUAACGGAUGCUAACAAUGUUGUUUACGUUAAUCCAGGUCACUUUCUCUUUCCCAAUGUUGAAGACCUGGAAAACUUUAUACCAAGCCCAAUAUUGACAAUGAAAGGUAACAAGGUUGGUUUUACCCCUGUAAGACAGAUAUGGAAACUUAAUUCAAGCAAAGUUAGUACUCCAGUUGUUUUAAGAGACAAUAAAUUCUUAAGUUCAAGCACCUCUAAAGAAUCUUCUAGUUGUGAUGUUAACAAUGAGAAGGUGAAUAUAGAAGGCAAAGAAUCUCAAGUUCCUGUUGCUAAUGUUUCUGUGAAACAAAUGGGGAAUGAGAAGUUGCUGAAGAACAAUGCUGAGGUUAGUCACACAGAAAAUAUAUUACAUGUAAAGCCAACCAGAGAAGCAAGUCAAGAUGUUGGAAAUACAAAGUCUAACAACCUGAAGGAUACAAGUGUGGAUGAAACUCUGUUCCCUGGUGGUGAAGAGAGUGCAGCAAAGACUACGAAAUCUGCAAACAGUCGUAAGCGAAGCAGCUCAAGAAGACAGAGUAACAAUCAGAGUGAUGAUAAAGAGGAGGAUAAAGAUAUAUUGAAUGCCAAUGAAAGAAUUCUUGUAAAAUCAUCUAUGGAUGGUAUUAGUGUAUCAGAGCCUGAAAAUAUUGAAAGCAUUUCUACAGGUAGCAACAUGAGAAUGCAAAGUAUCAAGCAAUUAAAUGAUGAGGAAGACAAUACACUGAAUGCUGAUGAAAUAAUUUCUACAAAAUCAUCAAAAGAUGACACCAGGGAAGAAAGUGCAAUAGAGGCUGCAGUAUCUGCAAGCACUUAUGAAGGAAGUAACAUAACAAAGCAGAAUAACAAUCAGAUGAGUGAUGAGAAAGAAGAUAUAUUGAAUGCCAAGGAAAGAAUUCCUGUAAUAUCAUCGAAAGAUGAUGUUUCUUUAACGUGUAGAAGUUUGGAUGGAUCAGAUAAAGAUACUGUAGACAUUCAUCAGACAGAAAUGCAGAGUAAUUUGAUUGUUAAUCAAGAAGUACAAUUAGAGGAUCAGAAGUCUCCAGUAGAGUUACGGGAGACAUCAGUCCUUGAAUCAGACACAAGAAUUUUGAAGUCACCCACAAUAUCAGACAUAGAGCAGCUAACUACCAAGAAGGAAGAGGUGGACGUUCCAGAUUUGGCAACUUCAAGUAAGUUAAUUUUGGGAUCCAGUUUAGAAUCAGAGCAGAGUACAUGCUCACUUGCCCCCGAUCCAGGAACUGCAUUAAUUGAUGCUCAAGAAGAAAUGGCUGAGGAUUCAGGAUCACCUUCAAAAUCAGAUACUAAACCAUUGAAUUCACCGAGAAACAGUGUAAGCAGAGAUGUUAGUGUAAGUGAAAUGAUAGAUAAUACAGCAGAAAUAGCAUUAGCCCAGCCACUUCAGCCUGAGACCAAAAAAGUCAGCUGUGUAAAGUAUGGAAACUUAUCUAGGAGGAGGAGGAGACGAUCAAGAACAAAAUCUGCAGACAUUGUAAGUCGGUUCACAUAUGCUAAUCAGAAUGAUGUUGAAACUGGUGGUAAUGAAGGUCAUGUUAUAUAUCAGCCAAGAAGAAAAACUAGACAGCUAAGUGAGAGUUCAGCUGUUUUGAAAGAAACCAGGCCUAAAGAAGGGGAGAAAGUUAAAAUUUCUGAUUUAACAUUCAGGUUAACAGUGGAGGAUUUACCUCGAAGACUGAACCCUUGGAGUGAAAAUGUAGGCAAAGUAGAAAGUGACAGUUGUGUUGAGCAGAUGCCUUAUCCAUUAACACCCAGUAAUGUAAAAACAUUACCUUCCAGCACAGAGUUCAAAAAAAUUCAAAGCAGUUCACUUGAAAAGGUGAGUAAGUGUUCACUAAAAAGAAUAGAUAACAGAGAAGCUCCUGUUAGUAAUCAUAAUGAAUCUGAUAACAAGACUCCAGUGAGAAUAAGCAGACAGAGAAGAAGAAGCAGUAAACUACUUGAAUCUUUAGGCAUUGAGCCACUGAAAACUGAACACAACACUGCAAUAAUAGAAGGAAUACCAGCCGUUGAUGAUGUUAACAACACAAGUGUUAAAGAAAGAUUAUCUGAUGUAAGCAAUGUUGAGGAAACAAGAACGGUGAGAGAGAGGAGACCAAGUUCCAAAUUAUUAGAUUCUGUGGCAGUGACUAGCAGAAGUGCAAAGAGAAAUUGCUCCCCUAACUCUACUGAAAAAAUGCCAUGUGCAGGCCUUGUUGAUCAGCCAUCACUCUCUAGAGAAAAACCUGUUGUAAUGAUACUGAAAAUGAUUGCAUAUCUCAGACUGACACAUUAUUAUAUGCAGCCGAAAAGAAAAGAUCUUUAUGUACAGAGAACAAGACAGCCAAAAUUUCCAUCACUGAACAGGUGUCACCAGUGCCUUGUAAGAGAAAGCGACUUGUCUCCCUCUCGUGAAUGGCAUGGACGGGGAGCCAAGUUAAAGGCUCAGGUCCUCAUUCAGGAUCAACAAGCUGGAGUAACAGAUUCACAGAUAAUCCCACCUAAUACUGAUACAGCGACUCAUUCCAAAGAUACACCUGUCGCACGUACUGGUAAUGAGCCUCUCAGUCCCAGAAUUGUAAGAUCUGCAGACAAUGAAGCUCAAGAUGCUUGUUGCAGUCCACAGUCACAACAUACAAAUAUUGCUAGUUCUCCCACCAGUUUGAAAGUCUCCAAGUCACCAAGUUCUCCCACCAGUUUGAAAGUCUCCAAGUCACCAAGUUCGUCCACCAAGUAUUCUAAAGUCAUCAAGUCACCCAGUUCUCCAACCAAUCCUGAAGUCUCCAAGUCACCAAGUUCUCCCACCAGUUCCAAAGUCUCCAAGUCACCAAGUUCUCCCACCAGUUCGAAAGUCUCCAAGUCUCCAAGUUCUCCCACCAGUUCUAAAGUCAUCAAGUCACCCAGUUCUCCAACCAAUCCUGAAGUCUCCAAGUCACCAAGUUCUCCCAUCAGUCCUGAAGUCUCCAAGUCACCAAGUUCUCCAACCAAUCCUGAAGUCUCCAAGUCUCCAAGUUCUCCCACCAGUUCUAAAGUCAUCAAGUCACCAAGUUCUCCAACCAAUCCUGAAGUCUCCAAGUCACCAAGUUCUCCCACCAGUUCCAAAGUCAUCAAGUCACCCAGUUCUCCAACCAAUCAUGAGGUCUCCAAGUCACCAAGUUCUCCCACCAGUCCUGAAAUCUCCAAGUCACCGAGUUCUCCCUCCAGUCCUGAAAUCUCCAAGUCACCAAGUUCUCCCAUCAGUCCUGAAGUCACCAAAUCACCAAGUUCUUCAAGUCUCAAAGCCUCCAUAUCACCAAGUUCUGCUACAAGUCCUAAAGCCUCCAAGUCACCAAGUUCUCUUACAAGUCCCAAAGCCUCCAAGUCACCAAGUUCUCUUACAAGUCAUAAAGUCUCCAAGUCACCAAGUUCUCUUACAAAUCCCAAAGCCUCCAAGUCACCAAGUUCUCCUACAAGUCCCAAAGCCUCCAAGUCACCAAAAUCUUUACAAGACAGAGAAUGGCAGGCUAGAGGAGCUAAACUCAAAGCUCAAAUAAUGAUAAGUGAUCAGCAAAGCAGUAUAGGGGAAUACGAAGAAAAUAUUACCUCAGAGGCUCCUUGCAGUUUUGCAUCACCCCCCACCAAAAAAAUCAAGUUAGAUAAGUCGCCAGGAGCUAAUAGAGAUAUUCGUUCCUUCUUUACUGUUCAGAAAUCUCCAGUAAGUAAUAGCGAUGAAAAUAAAUGUCCAUUAAGCAGUCCCGUUCACUCGAGUACGUCAACAACUGCUGUCAACAUCAAAAAGAAAACAAAGAGUUCAAAUAUUAAAAAUGACAUAAGAUCAUUUUUCUCUCAUCUUGCAAGUGCAAAGAGAAAGUCAUCUUCACCACAUAAACCAUGCACCAAGGUUUUGAAAACAGAGGAACCCUCUGCAUCUAAAUCGCAUAAAAAGUCUCCACCAAAGAAACAAGAUGUUCAUGCUGUCCAUCUCCUGCGCAAAGAAUAUGAACUUUUGGAAAGUAGAGUGCAGCAGUUGGCUGUCUCUUCUCUUCCAGUUACUUCAUGCAACUUUGAAGGCUUUGACAGAUGUUCCCGGCAGUCGGGUCUCCGAGCCAAGUCUCUGAUGAGACUAGUGUCUUUGUUGAGCAUGAAAAGAUGGUAUCACUUGGGGAGGUUUCCUUUACCAGUAGAUCAUCUUUGUGAAUGGGAUGAUGAAUGGUUAAGUUACCUGAUCUUUGAUUCCAAAUAAUAGAUAGCAUUCAGAAACCAGUUACAGAUAGCUCUGCAGGAGAUUCUGGUUCUUGUUUCAUUUUCUUUUGUUCCUAUAUAUAUAUGUAAAUAAGUAUAUUUAGUGGAUGCUAAAUUUGUAGAGUUUAAUUUGGAAUGUAUCUUUGUAAUAAAUAAAGUAAUUGAAUUUCA
Cherax quadricarinatus is the source of this 6716-nucleotide messenger RNA. The record is from RefSeq and is a predicted model, not a curated record. NCBI's taxonomy places the organism in Eukaryota, Metazoa, Arthropoda, Malacostraca, Decapoda, Parastacidae.